AUGGGCUUCACAACAGGCUUUCUCGGCGGUGCGACACUAACCUACUCCCUUCUCUACUUCUCUCUAUACGUCCACCGCGCCAACCGCAAUGUCCAACGCACACUCCUGUCCCAGCAAGCUACGCUGCUCAAUUCCGUCGUUGAACCCGCACCUCCGUUGCCCGAUCCCCCAGCGUACGAGGUCCGCCGAGCCGGACUAUUAGAAGAGCUCAAGGAUCGGUGGAACAGAGAGGUGGAGAGAUUGGUCAAGAAUGUGGAGGAGACGGACUGGUCGGGCGUGAGGGAAGAAGUCGAAGAGAAGGUGGGGAACGUCUGGACGAGAAUCAGACAGUCGCAGACGGGCAAGGAGGUGGAAGAUAAGGUGAAGGAGGUGGUAGAUGCUGGCAAGGAGAAGGUGGACGAGAUGGUGAGUGCUGGGAAGCAGACAGUCAAGGAGGAGACGGCACAGGAACCGACAAGGCUGUUGGAGUUGAAAUAA
Fonsecaea erecta is the source of this 477-nucleotide messenger RNA. RefSeq lists its product as hypothetical. Gene Ontology annotation, biological process: cristae formation. The record is from RefSeq and is a predicted model, not a curated record. Bases 1 to 477 code for a protein of 158 amino acids. Gene Ontology annotation, cellular component: MICOS complex; mitochondrial crista junction. NCBI's taxonomy places the organism in Eukaryota, Fungi, Ascomycota, Eurotiomycetes, Chaetothyriales, Herpotrichiellaceae. The transcript is spliced from 2 exons.